AUGCAGGCUGCAGCAAACAGCACCCCUGACCAGGACUUGGUCAUUGACGGUGCCGACCUCUCCAACGUGACGCUGGUUGGCAAGGUGGUCAGCUGCGCAGAGCGCGCCGGAAACAUCGACCUGCAGAUCUCAGACGGUACUGGCGUCAUCAGCAUCACCUACUUUGUGGACAGCGUCGACAGUGACCCGCAGGCCGUCCCUCAAAAGGUCGCGGAGCUGCGGCCGGGCACAUACGUGCGCACUUACGGCCACAUGCGCGCCUUCCAGGGCAGCUGGAGCAUCAGCGCGUUUGCGGUGCGCGUGGUGCACGAUUUCAACGAGGUGACUUACCACUGCCUGCAGGCGAUCUUCCAGCACAUGCACCUCGCCAAGGGCGCUGGCACUGGCACCGGCGGGGCAACACAGCAGCAGCAGGCCGGCAUCAACUCGUACAGCGGGCCAGCGGCGGGAGGCUGGCAGCAGAAGCCGCAGCAGCAGCAGGGCGGCGGCUAUGGCGGUGGUGCGCCAGUGGCUGGGCCACCCGGUAUGGACCCCUGCGCGUCAGCAGUGCUGCAGGUAGUGUCAGACCCCAACACCGGCGACUCGGGCGUUCACGUGAACGACAUCUGCGGGCGCCUCGGGCCCCGGGGCUUUGCCCGGCCCCAGGUGGAGGCGGCGCUGACCUUUUUGCAGAACGAGGCGCACUGCUACACCACCUGCGACGAGAACCACUGGCGCGCCACAUGA
This is a messenger RNA of Monoraphidium neglectum, 726 nucleotides long. RefSeq names its product replication factor A2. The record is from RefSeq and is a predicted model, not a curated record. Gene Ontology annotation, molecular function: nucleic acid binding. Gene Ontology annotation, cellular component: site of double-strand break; chromosome, telomeric region; DNA replication factor A complex. NCBI's taxonomy places the organism in Eukaryota, Viridiplantae, Chlorophyta, Chlorophyceae, Sphaeropleales, Selenastraceae. Gene Ontology annotation, biological process: nucleotide-excision repair; double-strand break repair via homologous recombination; DNA replication. The coding region runs from base 1 to 726 and encodes 241 amino acids. The transcript has 6 exons.